CCUCACGCGAGCAUCGCUAUAUCCCCACCCUCUCAUCAACCACCAACACCGCUCCUACCACCUAAAAACACAUCUUAUCCGUCAAAAUGAGCGACUGGGACACCGUCACGAAGAUUGGCAGCAAGGCUCGCGGUGGCGUUGCCCCUCGCGAGACCGUUGUCAAGGGCAAGAGUGCCUUGAACGCCGCUCAGCGUUCCGGCCUGGUCCUCGGCACGGAGAAGAAGUACACCACCGGCAACAUCGCCGCUAAGUCUGGUGCCCCCGAAGGCCAGCACCUGACCAAGGUCGACCGCAGCGACGAUAUCAUCAAGCCCAAGACCGUCGGCUACGCCGUCGCCGAUGCCAUCAAGAGGCGCCGUACCGAGGAGGGUUACAAGAUGACCCAGAAGGAACUCGCCACCAAGUGCAACACCACCAUGACCGUCAUCCAGGACUUUGAGCGCGGUACCGCCACGCCCGACCAGAAGGUCCUCAGUGCCAUGGAGCGCGUGCUCAACAUCAAGCUCCGUGGUUCUGACAUCGGUGCUGAAAAGUUCCCCAAGAAGAAGUAAACUCGAAUCGGGGGUGAGCCCGCGACUUGUUGCUUUUUUUGGGGAUGAGACCGGGCCAAAUUAAAGUUCUGCAUUCUCUGAUUUCCCUUUGCGUUGUGUUUUUUUUAUUUUUCGUUCUUGAUGAUCGUCAUGUCCUCCUUGAAGUUUACGUCUCGAUGAUUUGGGAUACUUUACUUCUGUUUUUCCUUAUGGGUUUCUUUUUCUGAUGGCUGUAUUAGCGUCGGCCAUUGCAUGGAAAUGGGC
Messenger RNA from Penicillium brasilianum, 794 nucleotides. The record is from the annotation of a GenBank genome assembly. NCBI's taxonomy places the organism in Eukaryota, Fungi, Ascomycota, Eurotiomycetes, Eurotiales, Aspergillaceae.